UCCCGUCAAGUCCCGUCGCGAAGAUGGAGGGCGAGAUGGAAGGCGACGAGCUGCCGGAGCUGCUCCAGUGCCUCGAGGAGAAGAUCGCCAGCGGCCACAGCAUGGUCGAGCGGUUGAAGCUCAUGGACAAGAUCGACGGGAUUGACAAACUGAUACGGAAGAUUCAGCAGGAGAUAAAAUUCUUGGAAAAGGUGCAGUAUACGGGAAACUUGAAGAAGAAACACCUUCAGAGCUCGAAUCUGACUCACCUCGACGCUAUGGUGGCUCGACUGUCCUGCGCAAAGGAUCCUGUCAACGUGAUGAGACCUUUCAAGUAUCAGAAGUCCCGUCUGGAGGUUGACAUGGUGUGCAAUAGCGGCGCUUCGUGGGUGAAGGUUAUAGCGAGGAAUGCUAGAGCGUUAACUCUGAUAUCUCUGGGCAAUGGAGAAUACGGACAGAAAUCUGUCCUGGACCAAGCCAAUUCGUAUCUUGUAUGUAGCAAGUGCCAUCUGCAUCACUACAGGCCACCAGAUGUGAUAUUUCACUUUGCUUACGGCAUAGAGGUUCCGCUAGCCUUGCAAUUGGAGCAAAUGGGCAUCAUCGUGGAGGGAGAUAGGAUAGAUUCGAAUGACGAGAACUUAAACAAACAAGAUGAACUGGAUUUCUCCAAAGACUCUACAAGCGAUUCCGAAAAGGAUUUGAAUGUGGACCUGCAGUCGUUAAAUACAUCUGUACUGUCAACCGAAAUAAGACUUCUGAAUCUGGAUGUAUCGGCCCUACUGGCUUACGUUACGAACAUGGCUAAUGGAUAUAAUAAUUACGUUUAUCGAGAGCCGUUACUUACCCAGCAAGCAGAAAUGGAAAGAAAACGUCCCAUAAAACCAAUCUUAGAAAAUCUGUUCCGAGACAAGGAACUUAUGGUCUGCCAGACGGCACAUAAUAAUUUUAUGAAUAUCAUCGAUGUUAUCGGUGGUCCGAAAGAGACGCAGCGGGCGCACGAAUUGUUAAAGAAAGUGCGAAUUGUUGACGACGUGACCACUGGACGAAUUAUGGAGCUGCGCUUAGGCGGUAAAAUUAAAGAUCGAUCGCGAUUGAUUUUUGCAACAGGUGAAAGUAUGAAAAGCAUCACCGUUUCUGCUAAUGAAGGAUUUGUAAGAGCAGCGCGUAUGCAGGGCAUUGAGUGUACAGUUUUCUUACAUGAACCAAGAUCUCUGUCAGAAAUUAAAGAAGGUAAUGCAACAAGUAUAGAACAAUCUUGAUAUUAUUCAGAAUACUUAGGCAUUACAAUGAAAAUUACGCUGAAAAUCACAAUGAAAUAUAUACUGGUACUAAGCAUUUAUCUAUUGUUAAUUUAUUAACCGUAAUUUAUUAUAUAAUUUAUAUAUAUAUUAUACAAAAUAAUGUUUAUGUAUAAUCUCUCUGGAAAAAGAAGUUACUGUAUUUCAUCGUCAUUGACUGCCUGAACGUUAAACUGAAGCUUUAUAUUUUCCUGAAAUUCUGUAAAACGUAAAAUAAAUUGUUAUUGCAUAAA
This is a messenger RNA of Temnothorax curvispinosus, 1510 nucleotides long. RefSeq names its product UPF0415 protein C7orf25 homolog. NCBI's taxonomy places the organism in Eukaryota, Metazoa, Arthropoda, Insecta, Hymenoptera, Formicidae. Bases 24 to 1238 code for a protein of 404 amino acids. The transcript has 4 exons. The record is from RefSeq and is a predicted model, not a curated record.